Messenger RNA from Aspergillus lentulus, 2802 nucleotides. Lineage: Eukaryota; Fungi; Ascomycota; Eurotiomycetes; Eurotiales; Aspergillaceae. The record is from RefSeq and is a predicted model, not a curated record.
AUGAAUGAUAAUGCAGUGGCGGUUCUUGUCGAUAUGAAGGAGCGAAGUUUGUUGGAGAGUUUUGAUAGGUCUUACCAUCCAACCUAUGGCCUGGGUACCAUGUCUGGCAAUAUAUACGAUACCGCAUGGAUUGCAAUGGUCAGAAAAUCCAUCCAAGGUAAGGCUCUAUGGGCAUUUCCAGCUGCCUUUCAGGCCCUUCUACAGCAGCAAAACGAAUGUGGUAGUUGGGGUGGAGCUACGUCGGAAUUGGAUUCCAUUGCCAGCACCUUAACAGCUCUUCUUGCAUUACAACGACAUGCGGGCGACUCCUGUGAGACGGACCGUCAAGGUCUCAACUUGAGAAUCCGUAAAGCGAAGGCAUAUUUGGAUACAGCUUUGAAAAGCCUCAACCACUUGCUAGCAACAAGUAUCUUGCCUGUUAGUCUGGAGCUUCGAUUACCAGCGAUAUUUGAUCUCCUGGAAGCGGAGGGGCACGCAUUCGACUUUGAUCGGACAUACCUGACCAAGGUUCAGUCGAAGAAACUUUCAAAGAUCGACUUGAAUACCAUUUUCAGCGGCCCACAAUCUUCUCUUCUGCACUCAUUAGAAGCUUUGAUUGGGAAGGUCGACUUCAAAGGGCUGGCCCAUUAUAAAGUUCUUGGCAGCAUGUUAGCAUCGCCAUCGGCGACAGCAGCAUAUCUGAUGUAUAAUCCUGUGUGGGAUGAUGAGGCCGAGGAAUACAUUCGGCGUGCAAUCUCCAACGGAGCUGGUCAUGGAUCAGGGCUUGUGGCUGCAGGAUAUCCAACCACAGUGUUUGAAUGGGCAUGGGUGACAACAAACUUAAUACGCCAUGGCAUCGAACCAAACAGCAGACUCAAAGAAGUUGGCAAGCAGAUCGAAAGCGAGAUUAAGCUGCAUGGAGUAGUGGGAUUCGUCCCGAAGGCAUGUCCUGAUGCGGAUGACACGGCCAAGGCUUUAGCAGCCUUUGCGCUUCAGGGAAUACACUACUCGCCACAAGCAUUGGUCGAUCAAUUUGAACGAGAAAACCAUUUUACAACAUAUCUAUACGAGACGCAUACUAGCAUAAGUACCAAUGCUAAUGUUCUCACCGCUCUGGUGCUGCUUUCAACCGAUGAUCGCUACCAGCCACAAAUUGAAAAAUGCAUUCGCUACCUGUGCGAGGCAUGGUUUCACUGUGACCGAAUGGUAAAGGACAAAUGGAAUAUCUCGCCUUAUUAUCCGACGAUGCUGAUGUGUGAAGCAUUGAUGUCUUAUAUCCAGCGCUGGAGUGAAGGACAUCUGGCCGCAUUACCCGACGAUCUUAUGAAGUUCCAACUUCCGAUCACGCUUUGUCAGGCCUUAAUCCGAACACUGCGCACCCAGAAUCAAGAUGGAUCCUGGGGAAUCUCGGACUCUGCUGAAGAGACCGCCUAUGCUCUCCUGAUUCUGAAAAGUGUGGCAUCUUUCAGUUUCACUGACAUGAUAUCGGCCGAGGUUGCAAAUGCCAUUAGCAGAGGUGUCCAGUUUAUUCUUACCAAAGGCCAGCGGUCAGAGACAGAUGACCAGCUUUGGUUGGACAAAACCUUGUAUGCCAUACCGACUGUAUCAGACUCCUAUAUCAUGGCUGCUGUGAAAGCUGAGGACACCGUCGACAAAUCUGCCGAAAUACCACAUAAGCUCGUUGACAUGUCAACAACAAUGGUUGUUAAGAUGGCCGAAUACUUUUCUCGAUUGCCAUCUCAGAUGGAAACACCGAUGUGGGUUAUCCAAGCUUCAGUCAUAGAGGCGAUUCUUUUUAGCUACAAGCUAAAGAAGCUGGAUGUAUUCUCGACCGGAAAAGCUCUCGGAGAUAAAUACAUCAAAUAUGCGGCCUGCUUUUGGAUACUGGCUAACAAUUCAAGCCCCGAGUAUCUCCUGAGUACAUGGAUAAUCUACAGCAUGGUUGAACUUUCCGUUGGCAUAUUCCAAGAAGACGAAAUAAUGGAAAAGUCCUUGGCGAAUCUACCGGAUUUUACCACCCGCAUUAUAACCGGCUAUAUUGAUGAACUUUGCCACGAAACUGCCCUUUGCAAAGAUAAUUCUCUCCACGGACCUUCAUCUGGAACAAAUAUCUCUGAUGUGGAUGAGGGAACUCUUACUCUCCUCAAGAGCAUACAACAGAACAUAGGAGUCUGGUUCCGUUUUGUUUUGGAUGAUAACCUCAAGCCAAACACAAGUCCAUAUGAUAGACGCGAGCUACAAGAAGAACUGAAGAGGGCGACUUUGGCUGCUAUGCAACAAGCUAAAGCGCACAAGUCACUCAACGGCAGCCGUCCACAUUCUGACACAGAGCGUGUUACACUUGGUACCGGUCAGACAUUCUAUGACUGGUUACAUACAUCCGCUGUUCAUGACGUCAAGAGUGCGCUUGUCUCCAAAUACCUUAUCUGUAAGAUUGGGAAUGGUGGAGAAGUCUUCACUACAGCCAGAGAAAAGUACUUUGCCGAGAAGCUAUGGAGGCAGAUGUCCAUAGAAGGUAGGCUUUGGAAUGACUUGGGAAGCAUUGAGCGAGACCGCCUUGCAUCAAACCUCAAUUCAGUCAACUUUCCCGAAUUCUCGUCUCCUCAAAGCAUCAAGUCAGACGGUGAUGUGGAGACGCAAUUGACUCAGCUCGCGGAGUACGAACACAAGUGCACUUUGUCGUGCUUGAACGACUUAACACGGAUCUUGGAAAACUCUGGUCGUCGAACGAUCUCGCUGUACCUACAGAUGUAUUACCGUUGUUGUGUGAUCUAUUCUGAAACGUGUGUUACGUAUGCUUUCGGCUCCACCACGGCGAAGUGA